CCCCUGGGAGCCGCCUCCUUGGAAUGCUCUGUCCCGCUGGAGGGCUCGGGAGGAUGGCCCCGAGGGGUUACGGGCGCAGGUGGGCCCUCGGCCCGGUGUGAGCCAGCGGUGGAAGGUUGUGUUUUACCGGACCGCCCCCGUCCUGCUCCCUGCGCGUUUCCCUGGAGCGCAGCGGUGUUUGCUCGGGAAGGGCUGGGAAACGGGAUUAUUCGGGAUACAAGCGCCUUCAGCGGCGUCUUGGCGCCGUUCAUCAGCCGUGAGAUACCAGGGGGGUUGUGUGGCAGCCUCCGGAGGGGUUUGGGGUCGUUCCUUUGGGUCAGGGAUGCUCCAAGUGCAGCAGCAGCGCAGGGACGGCUGGGCCUGGCUUUGGGACUGCUCUUAAUAGAUGAAACUUUGACUUAAGGAAAUAAAACUUGCCGAUUGACACCCCCUGAGGGGUCUAACCGAGCGGCUGGAUUUUUGUAUCCCAGUUUGCGGUGUUGAAGUAGACAAGAAGAAAGCCCAUAGCGCUGUACUUUCGAUUUGCAGGUGUUCCCUAUCCAGGCACAACUUUAUAUAAACACCUGGCAGCUUUUCAGCCUGGAAAGGGUGGGAAUGUUGCCCUUGAAUUAAGUAGUACGGUGCAAUGGGGAGUUUAAUUUUUUUCACGUGUGCCAAAUGAGGUAGAUUACCCAUAUGAAGAAAAAGGUAAUCUGUUAAUUUGGCCCUGUUAAUGGUUAGUGGUUGCUGUCUGUUCAUGAAAUUGUCACAAAGGGGAUGUAUUUAACAAACAUUUAUCUGGGAAAGUGCUACUUUUCACUCACUUUCACAGUUUAGUUCUAUUCUGCAUUUUUUGGCUAAAAUAUUUUUGUUUUAAAAGGUUAGUUUUCAAAACUGUGUGGCCAUUUGUAAACAUGCCCUCCCCAAACAAACGAAACUCCAGUCCACAGCUGGAUUCCACCUGAUGAAUUAUCUCGUAUUUAGAAGCUAUUGAAGAGUCAGACAAGUUGUAUAUUGGGGCCACACAGUCAUUGCUUUUCCUGCUGGAUCCAUCAUGAUAACUCCAGCUUUUGAACUGACCCAGGAUCUGGAUUUUCUCACGAUAAUAAUCAGAGUACCUUAUGCCAGAGCUUCAGAGUUUGAUGUGUAUUUUGAAGGGGAAGACUUUAAAUUUUAUGCUAAGCCAUACUUUCUCAGAUUGACACUUCCUGGGAGAAUUGUAGAAGAUGGCAGAGAAAAAGCAUCCUAUAAUACAGAUGAAGGAACUUUUACAAUUCGGUUACCCAAGGAGGUUCCUGGCCAGUAUUUUGAGGGCCUGGACAUGCUGACAUCUCUUUUAGCACCAAAGAAAUCAAGAUCAGCAAAGCCUUUGGUAGAAGAGAUAGCUGCCUCUGCUGAGCUGUCUGAGGAGGAGGAGGAAGAAGAAUUUGACUGGGAAAUAGAACAGACCCCUUAUGAAGAAAGUUCAGAAAGCACUCCACCACUGCAGCACCCUUAUGGAUUUGGGAAUUUGCGGUCAGGGGUGUUCCAGAGGCUGCAGGAUGAGCUCAGUGAUGUGAUUGACAUCAAGGAUCCAGACCAGACUCCUGCAGAUGAACGAAGGAGGAGACGCCUGGAAGCUGAGGCUGCCAAGUUUGAGCCUGAUCAUUACCUAGCUGAUUUUUUUGAAGAUGAAGCUAUUCAGCAUGUUUUAAAGUACAAACCCUGGUGGGUUGAUGCACAUAAAAAGCUGACAGCCUUGCAGAGGGAAAGUCAUCAGGAACAUGACACUCAUACAUUUGUUGUCUUCUCUGAGGAAGAGAGAGAGCAGCUCAGAAAGUUCACAAAUAAAUCUUACCUGCUGGAUAAAAGGAGCCGUCAUCAUGUAUAUCUUGGAUUAAUUGAUAUCCUCCUGGCAUAUUGCUAUGAGAUCUGUAUCAAUGAAGGGGACAAAAAUGUUGAAUCAUCUUGGAACAUCAGGAAACUGAGUGCAACGUUGUGCUGGCUGGAGAGCUUCACUUGCAUCCAUGAUGUCCUGGUAUCUUUUGGAAGAAGAGUGCUCUGCUACCCCCUGUACAGACAUUUUGGGUUAGUGACACGUGCCUUCAGUGACACAGUCAUGAUACUGCAAUUAGGAAAAGCUGCAGUUUUGAAGUGUCUGCUGGACGUUCACAAGAUUUUCAGGGAGAGUGACCCUGCCUACAUCCUUAACGAUCUCUUCAUUACAGACUAUUGCAUCUGGAUUCAAAAAAUCAAGUCAAAAAAGUUGGCUGCACUCUCUGAGUCCUUGCAGAAAACCACGCUCACCAAGUCCCACAUGGGGUUGGAACUGGAGGAGCUGGAAGCAGCAGCAGUGCUGGUACAGGAGGAAGAGAACGCGUUAAAAGCUGCUGGCACAGUUUCCAAGCAACAGCUGCUUUCCUCGGAGUCAGAGACGAGUGACUCUGAAGAAUCAAGCAGCACUUCAUCAUCUGAGACAGAAGGCUCUGAUUCAGAUGAGCAAGAGUCCUCGACCAGUGAAGAUGGGGAAAUAAAUUCCUUCCAAGGCACACUUGAGGAGGAGAGGACAGCUCCACUUAUUGACUGUAAUGGACUGAGGCAGGGCACAAACACCUCGGCGCUGGGGGUUAGUGAUGGAACAGCAGAGGCUUCUUUGCAAUCUGUGUCUCUUCCCAGGAAAUUGAUAGAGGAAUUGGAAAUGCAAAUGCACUCUGCAAUGAGGCUUUCAGAGCAGCCUGAAGGAUUGGCUACUGUGAGCUGCGUUUCACAGGAACAAGCAGAAAACCCUGUACCCAAACCUGACAGAUUUUCAGAAGAUGCUGCUGGGAAGGGAAGUUUCUUGGAGGUGUCUUCAAAGCCAAACCCGUUGCUUUUUCUCUGCAGCACAAAUGAAGAUGAAGACUAAAGGACCCUGUAGGAACACAGUGUGACCCACGGGCACACAGCUCAUCACUGUGAUGAGAUGUCCCAAGGCUGUCCUGAGCUGCAGAAACACGUUUUUGUUUUUUUGUUGGAGGACAAGACUGCUUUGAAAAGAAUUUGUAUGACUGUGUGUUAGACACCUUCACAGUUAAUUUUUAUUUUUCUCCUCUGAUUAAACAGUCUGAGUUUUGAUGUGGCAAUGUAUAAUUUCAAUAAACUUCUAGAAGCAGUCGUCAUAAAGCUUAUUCAGUGAUGUCCUAGUGAAAUACAACUGAAAUGAGUUGUAGCAUGAUUUUAGUUAUCUUUAGCUGUUGGGAUUUACUUGAAAAAAUAUCAUGUUUCUAUAAACUUUUUUGACAUUGAACUACUAUUUCUUAAUUUUAAAAUGCUUUAUAGCUAACCACUUCAAAAAUAGUGGUUACAAGUUUAAAAGUCUAAAUAGUUGAUUGCAAAUUAUUUUUAAAUAUAUAUUUUCUAAAUUUUUGUACAAAAUAAAGGCUAUGUCUUUGUCAUCAGUACAAGAAAAAAUGGUCAUCUUAUGUGUCCAAGGGAUAGAAGGUUAUAUUUCUGCAGUUCUUACAGAAGUUAUUUUAGCAGUUUUGUCAUCUAUUUAUUCUUUUUUGUUGUUUUUGAAAUGUUGGGCACUCCUGUGGACAUUUCUUUUGCUCUUUAAAGAACAGAAAUCCCAAUUAUUUCUUAUUCCUGCAUAUGGCCCUACUACCAUUCCAGUAAUGUUAACCAAAAUGAAGGAACAAUGUGGCACGUGGGUCAUGAGCACAGGACUGAGAGCAAACCUGGGCUCUCUGGUCCUGACUUUGCUGGUCUGGCACGUAGCUUUGGCCAACUUACCUGCUCCUUUUUGUCCUUAUAAUAUUAAAACAAUUCAGUCACUUGAUAUAUUUCGUUAACUAGUUUCUGUUGUUGAAAUCAGAUGGCUACUGCAAAUUAUCAGCUGCUAUUUAAUCUCUACAGAAGGAUUUGGGAAGGAAGGAGGAUGGAACAUGGACCACCAGGUUUGGAUUCAGCAGGAGCACAAACCCACCAGGAGCCCCCUGAUUCACACCUCUGAAGGAGCAAGUUGUGAUUACUAUUCAACCUUCUUGCUAUUAAAAAGUGUGUAAAGAUCCCAAGCUUAA
This is a messenger RNA of Pipra filicauda (Wire-tailed manakin), 4016 nucleotides long. RefSeq names its product SHQ1, H/ACA ribonucleoprotein assembly factor (gene SHQ1). Gene Ontology annotation, biological process: box H/ACA snoRNP assembly. Lineage: Eukaryota; Metazoa; Chordata; Aves; Passeriformes; Pipridae. Bases 1034 to 2863 code for a protein of 609 amino acids. The record is from RefSeq and is a predicted model, not a curated record. The transcript has 12 exons. Gene Ontology annotation, cellular component: cytoplasm; nucleoplasm.